CCAUUAAUCCUGUUACUAUCUUGUCGCCGCUCCAGCAUGGCGAUUUAAACGCUCACUCCUCUCUCUCUCUCUCUCCUCCUGGCUAACUGGAGAUGUCCUCGGGACGCACAGCGCACAAGCUGAGCACUGGCAUGCUCGUCUCCGGUUUGCCGCCGGGGGAGGCGAAGACCCGGGCUCCGACGAUGUCAUCCGCGGCGGCUCCGUAUACGGGCGGCGGCGUUCGCUUAUCCGGUGAACUCGCCCGGAUGUUCGACAUCCCCAUCGACCGCCCCUCCGCUUCAAAGAGCUCCAACUCCGGCCCCAUGGCUCGAAUAUCCGGCCCGUCAUCGACAAAGAUUACCUCCGGCCCGCUUCUUUCGCCGACAGGCCUCAUCACUUCCGGCCCAAUCGGCGAGUUUUCGCCGGUGCCGUCGGCGAACAAAAAGAAGGUUAGUCCAGGGUUGACGGUGCUGGAGAGCGAGAUUAAUUUUUCGUUCUGGUUGCCGAAAGUGUGGCUUGCAGUGAGUGCAGUAGCGUUUGCGGUUGCGAUUGGGGUUGCUGGGUUUGUGUGGGCGGCGAUUGGUCGGCCGCAGAUUUUUCUGUCAUUUGCGGGGCUUGCAGUGGUGGUUGGGGUUUUGGCCCUGUGGAAUUGGGCGAGGGGAAGGAGAGAGCUGGAGAGGUACUUCAGGGCUUACCCGGACACUUCCAUUAAUCCAAGGAACCUGCCCAUUAGUAAACUUGUUAAGAUCACCGGGCUUGUCACCUGCGGCAAUACUUCUCUAGACACAUCCUAUCAGAAUGUACCCAGAUGUGCUUAUACCUCCAUUGAAUUGCAUGAACGCAAACCAUGGAACUUGUCUAUAGCUUCUUACACGGCACAUUCAUGGACUUUGAGACACUCUGAGAGGUACGUGGCGGACUUUUAUGUAUCUGAUCUGAAUUCUGGGACAAGGGUCCUCGUAAGAGCUGGAAAUGGAGCUAAAGUGGUUUCUUUUGUCAAACCUGCAACAACUUUGCUCGUGUCAAUAAAAAACAAAGAGCAGUUUCCCUCCCUUUUGAGAUGGCUGCAAAAUCACAGUAUUCCUACUGAUGACCUCGAAAUGCGAUUUGAAGAAGGGUAUAUCAGAGAGGGAAGCACUGUGAGUGUUCUAGGUACUCUCAAAACACAUGAAAACUUAAUCAUAAUCGAUCCACCGGAUGAAGCUUCGUCGACUGGUUGGCAAUGGAUGAGAUGCUUUUUACCAAUGCACGUUGAUGGCCUCAUCCUCAUAGGAGAUGAAACUCCAUUGGAGGAGCUAUGCCAUGUAUAGCUAUAUUAUUUUUGGCAGAUCUAAUGGUGACAGAAAGGUGGAUGUACAUACUCUUUGCUUCUUGCAGGCUUGUUCUUCAUUCUACUUGAAUGCGAUGGAAGAUGUGAGCAGGAAUGAAAGUUGCAUAUUGGUUAGCUAUUGAUAUCUUUAUUACAUUUGUAUGUUCUUUUUUGUGUUUUUUUGUUCUGAAAUAAGUGCUAGUCUGGGAGCUAAAAUCCCAGAAAAGCUGUGGUGGGUUAUAGUUUAUGAAGGAAGAAGGUACUUAUUCGCAUUCAUAGUGGUGAAGAUUGUAUUUAUUUGGAAUUGCAUAUAGAGCAGAAAUGUACAUAAAUGAAUGUCUUUAUAGUUUGAUUUUAAUGGUGUUGUUUUGCAAUUAUGACU
Dendrobium catenatum is the source of this 1670-nucleotide messenger RNA. RefSeq lists its product as uncharacterized. The transcript has 4 exons. The record is from RefSeq and is a predicted model, not a curated record. Bases 93 to 1289 code for a protein of 398 amino acids. Lineage: Eukaryota; Viridiplantae; Streptophyta; Magnoliopsida; Asparagales; Orchidaceae.